AUGACGAGCACAAUCAAAGAAAUUGCAGAUGAUGGUGAUGGUGAUGUGGAUUUGGGUGACAAGGUGAUUGCUGCACCGGAAUACUGUCACGCGAACUUUACAACCUAUUUCACCAACAGAUUUUGGUUAGACAAGAGUUUGACAAGAACAUUUGAAGGAAGAAGGCCGUGUUACUUCAACACCGGUGUGAUGGUGAUAGAUAUAGGUAAAUGGAGGAGAGGAGGGUAUACACGGAAGGUUGAGGAGUGGAUGGCAGUGCAGAAGCAGAAGAGGAUAUACCAUUUAGGGUCUUUGCCACCUUUUUUGCUUGUGAUGGCUGGGAAUAUAAAGGCGAUUGAUCAUAGAUGGAACCAACAUGGGUUGGGUGGUGACAAUUUUGAAGGAAGAUGUAGACGUCUCCAUCCAGGCCCUAUCAGCCUACUACAUUGGAGUGGCAAAGGUAAGCCAUGGUUGAGAUUGGAUUCGAGGAAGCCGUGCAUUGUUGAUCAUCUAUGGGCCCCGUACGAUCUCUACCGUUCAUUGAGUUGUGAGGAAAAAGUGUUUGGCCGAAUGAUCUAUCUAUCUAUCUAUCUAUUAUAUAAGUAA
Camellia sinensis is the source of this 585-nucleotide messenger RNA. The record is from RefSeq and is a predicted model, not a curated record. NCBI's taxonomy places the organism in Eukaryota, Viridiplantae, Streptophyta, Magnoliopsida, Ericales, Theaceae.